CGGGAAGUAAGAGAAAAUGUUGUCAGUUCAAGACGUAGGAAUUGCAGGUCUCCUGUGCUUAUUAGUGGCCAGCGUAUGCCAGGCGGCUCCAUCUUCGCCCAUUGGUAGAGUGGUCAAUGGCACCGAUUCCAGCAUUGAACGUUAUCCAUUUGUGAUCUCGCUACGUGGUCCCUCUGGCUCGCAUUCUUGCGGUGGUUCAAUCGUUUCCCCACGAUUUGUAAUGACCGCAGCUCAUUGCACGGCCGGCCGCACCGCCGACCAGCUGACUGUCCAAUAUGGUGUGACCAAUAUCAAUGCAACUGGCCCGAAUAUUGUCGCCGUUCAAAGGAUUAUUCAGCAUGAGGAUUAUAAUCCAAAUAACCAUUAUGCCAAUGAUAUAUCCCUGUUGCAAGUGGCAGAGCCCUUUAAAUUCGAUUACGUAACCUUGGCCCCCGUUCAAUUGCCCGAAUUUGAAUUUGCCACGCCUCAAAGUGAUGCUGGUGGUAAUGGGGUCCUCGUCGGUUGGGGCUUAAAUGCUACUGGUGGCACCAUUCAGAACACUUUGCAGGAGGUUCAACUUAAGGUCUAUUCGGAUGAGGAGUGUGUAGAGCGUCACAAUGGCUCCACCGAUCCCCAAUAUCACAUUUGUGGCGGCGUCGACGAGGGUGGCAAGGGACAAUGUAGCGGCGAUUCGGGCGGUCCUCUAAUCUACGAGAAUCGACAGGUUGGCAUUGUGUCCUGGAGCAUUAAGCCCUGCACUGUGGCCCCAUAUCCUGGUGUCUAUUGCAAGGUCAGCCAAUAUAUUGACUGGAUUAAGAGGAAUCAAAUUAUAUUGGCGUAGUUAGGAGACAUGUUAACACUCAAAAUAAAUCAAAUAUAUGUAUCUAUCUA
This is a messenger RNA of Drosophila willistoni, 870 nucleotides long. Its product is annotated as chymotrypsin-2. NCBI's taxonomy places the organism in Eukaryota, Metazoa, Arthropoda, Insecta, Diptera, Drosophilidae. Gene Ontology annotation, biological process: proteolysis. Gene Ontology annotation, molecular function: serine-type endopeptidase activity. Bases 17 to 820 code for a protein of 267 amino acids. The record is from RefSeq and is a predicted model, not a curated record. The transcript is spliced from 3 exons.